AUGUCGCGUACCACUACGUCGUUGACACAGGAGACAUCUUCAUCCACCGUUCCCACUAUUCCAGACGAGAAUGAUGAACAUACUCUGGAAGGGUUCGGUGACAUUUCUCUUUCCGAUAACUGUUUUAUCCCAGGUGUUGCCUCAGAUCUUUCACCAAGAAAAAAGGAAACCAUCCCGCGAGGUACAAAAAAGCCCCCGACGCUCCAUCUCCGCCCUGGAGUCUUGUCUAAUAGACCUCUUCCUCCGUUGAUGGCCAAGGCAUUGAGAAGCCCAACUGAACAUCAACAACUCAUCAAGGCCACUCUCGCAGAGCCCAAAGUCAACUUCAAAACCCUCAUCGAUAGCGUCCGUCUCACAGAGGAGAAGAUGUCCCAAAACACCCCCAAAAGGAAGGGGAUACCAUCGCCCAUUGCAAUCUUUAAACGCGGCGGCUCGUCGUCUCCAGCACCGUCGCCUAUAGCGGCCUUAUCACCCAAAACGCCCAAAACGCCCAAGCCUAUGACUCCCCGGACGCCAAAGUCGCCGACUUCCCCCCAGUCACCCAAGCCAUGGCGCGGAAAUUCGCCCUUGCCCAAAAGACUCCCACUCCCGACAUGGGAUCUUUUAUAUCCUGAAUUGGAAGAUGCCAAAGAGAAGGAGAACAAGGAGACGCAAGACAAUGUGCCCGAGGAGAAGGUACCACAGCAAAAGGAUGUGGCCACCUAG
This is a messenger RNA of Guyanagaster necrorhizus, 705 nucleotides long. RefSeq lists its product as uncharacterized. The record is from RefSeq and is a predicted model, not a curated record. The coding region runs from base 1 to 705 and encodes 234 amino acids. NCBI's taxonomy places the organism in Eukaryota, Fungi, Basidiomycota, Agaricomycetes, Agaricales, Physalacriaceae. The transcript has 2 exons.